AUGAGCUUCAAAUUUUCAGCUGCACACUCAAGUCGGAUAAAGAAACCCACCAAGCCACCAGCGUUCAAACGAAACUCUUCCAGCUCGUCAUCCUUCUCUGCCUUGCCUCGGCGAAAGCCAGUGCAGAGGUCCACCUCGAAAUCCGAAACCAAGGAUGAUGAAGAUGAGGAUAUGUUCGGGGACAGGCUGGAUGAUGUGGGACUUGUCAAGAGUUUAGCUACCGAUCUGACGUUGAGAGAUGUCUCACAGGCAGUUAUGUAUGUGCGAGGCAGGAUGUGGAGUGCCAUUCCUCAGGACAGGACGGGCAUGAACUCGACGCGCAUUGCAGAAGUUUUGAACUUCCGAGCUUUACUACCGCCUAUUGUCACGGUCUCACAUAUCCAAGCGCUACUAAAUUCGCCAACGAGUGUGGAGAGGGAGAUAGCGGAGCUGAUACGUGGAGGGGCAAUACGGAAGAUUGUAGUUGGAGGGAGGGGCAGUAUGGGGGAAGCAUUGAUUAUGGUUCAAGAUUUGGACGAGAUAAUUGCGAAGAGUGGCGUGGAAGAGGAAAUCAGAGAAAAGUUCGUGAAGCUCUUGCAUGAAUUUCCGACUGCGAUGAAGGUAUCGAGAUCGCAGCUUUUAGAGGAAGAAGCGAAGGCGCUGAUGCUCGCUGGGUUUCUGACCACGGCAACGCCGGGCUGGACUUCGAAUGAUAAGUACUCAAGACCUGGAGAUGGUAUGCGGGGGACCAUGACGUCUCUGAAUAGCAUCUCAAAAGCUGCCUCUGGAUCUUUAGCUGCAGUCGGCGGCGAGGGCGCUGUUCACGCAGCUGGAGGGAGCGGGGGAGGGGUAAAAGGGCCAGGAUUUGGAGACUACUCUAUCGCCCUCCCCACAACUGGACCCUUUCUCAAACUCCUAGCAAACGCACGAGCGCAUAUGCUGUCACUGCUAUCGAAAUCCAAGUUCCGAGAGGCACCCGAAUCGCUGCUGCGUCAACGCUGGGACGGAGGAAUCGCAGCAGACGAUCCGGCAAGCGCAGCACGGCAUAAUCGAGGAGAGUUCGGCGUGCUACCGGGCAGGACGAGGAAGUGGAAACAGUUCCAUGGGAUGUCUUUUGAGUGGAUUCUGGGUGAGUGUGUCGGCGCUGGAAUGCUAGAGGUUUUUGAUACCAGGAGUAUCGGACGAGGCGUCCGUGCUUUGUAA
Messenger RNA from Cadophora gregata, 1182 nucleotides. RefSeq lists its product as uncharacterized. The record is from RefSeq and is a predicted model, not a curated record. Gene Ontology annotation, biological process: protein phosphorylation; positive regulation of Ras protein signal transduction. The transcript has a single exon. The coding region runs from base 1 to 1182 and encodes 393 amino acids. Gene Ontology annotation, molecular function: protein serine/threonine kinase activity. NCBI's taxonomy places the organism in Eukaryota, Fungi, Ascomycota, Leotiomycetes, Helotiales, Ploettnerulaceae.